This is a messenger RNA of Amphibalanus amphitrite, 694 nucleotides long. Its product is annotated as olfactory receptor 10H1-like. Gene Ontology annotation, cellular component: membrane. Gene Ontology annotation, molecular function: G protein-coupled receptor activity. The annotation marks the transcript as partial. Gene Ontology annotation, biological process: G protein-coupled receptor signaling pathway. The record is from RefSeq and is a predicted model, not a curated record. Lineage: Eukaryota; Metazoa; Arthropoda; Thecostraca; Balanomorpha; Balanidae. The transcript has a single exon.
AUGGCGUCCAAAAUACUCCCGAUGGGCACCAUGCUGGUCGGCUUCUUCGGCGCCAUCAGCUCCAGCGUGCCCAUCAUCGCCAUCAUGACGUCACCGUCACUGCGACGUCAGCCCAUGUUUCGGACCAUCACUAACCUGGCCCUCUGCGAGACCUGGUUCCUCAUCUGCGGAGGCGUUCUCGGCACGGUGAACGUCAUCGGCGUCAAGCUGACGCCGGUGGCGUGCGCCGUCUUCCAGUCCCACAACCUCAGCAUCGGCAUCGGAAGCUCGGCGGCUCUGGUGGUGGUCUCCGUGGAGCGGUACGUGUCUGUGGUGCACGGCCUGCGGUACAGCGCGCUGCUGACCCCGCGCCGGCUCUGGCUGCUGCUGCUGGCGCCCUGGCUCGUCAUGGGCGUGUCGUGGGUCACCUUCUCCACCCUGGCCGCCGGUCUGAUGGUGGACACGUUCGGUCACUCGCCUCUCCACUGCCGAUUCCUGGACGUGAUGCCGCCGCCGCUGAAACUGGCCGCCACCGGCAGCGCCACCGUCAUCUGCGUGCUGAUCGUGGUGCUGAACGGCGUCAUCAGCCGGGUGGCGGUGCGCCAUCAGCACGCCAUCAGCAGCCAGCUGCAGCUGGUCGGCAGGGAUACUGAGGAGAACGUCAGCGCCUACUGGGGCGUGCUGCGCGUCACCGCCAUCUACGUCCUCUUUUCAG